Scheffersomyces coipomensis is the source of this 2274-nucleotide messenger RNA. RefSeq names its product Faa2p (gene FAA2). The transcript has a single exon. Bases 1 to 2274 code for a protein of 757 amino acids. The record is from RefSeq and is a predicted model, not a curated record. NCBI's taxonomy places the organism in Eukaryota, Fungi, Ascomycota, Pichiomycetes, Serinales, Debaryomycetaceae. Gene Ontology annotation, cellular component: endoplasmic reticulum; membrane. Gene Ontology annotation, molecular function: long-chain fatty acid-CoA ligase activity. Gene Ontology annotation, biological process: long-chain fatty acid metabolic process.
AUGACUAACUUCAAAUCAUACCCACUUUACGAUAGUCUGCUUUCCAAACAUCAAGCUAUCAACAAUUUACCCUUUGAUGAUGAUAUUUAUGAUAGUAUUAUUUCAAAACCAUCAAAUAAUGAGAAAUAUUCCCCUAUCUUCAGGAACAAAACUUCAACUUCAAGAUUGAUUGAAUCAAUUCAUCCUGAUUUAGACACAUAUCCUAAACUAUUCAAUAAUGCCGUCGAAUUAUAUGGUUCAAAACCAUGUCUUGGAGCCAGACCAUAUAAUUAUAUCACUCAUUCCAGUGAAAACCAUUUUAAAUCUUAUACUUAUGCUGAAAUCAAUGAACGCAAAAAGAAUUUAGGAUCAGGGAUUAUUCAUAGUUUAGCAGCCAAUCGAUAUAUCGAUGCUAAUUUACAUCUGCAUCGAUUGAUUUUGAAUCAUUUGCGGGAUUGGUCAAGAUAUGGCAGUAAAGGUUUUAGUGGAGUUUUAAAUACUCAUCAACAAAUUGAACAAAAUACUUCAUUUAUCUUAUCCAUUUUUUCUGCCAAUCGUUUAGAAUGGAUCUUGACUGAUUUAUCAUGUUCAGCAUAUUCAAUCACUAAUACUGCCUUAUAUGAUACCUUAGGUCCUGAAGUUACGAAAUAUAUUUUAGAAUUGACGGCAUCACCGAUUGUGGUUUGUUCAAUUGAUAAAAUUGAAACGAUUUUGAAAUUGAAAGCUGAAUUUGGUAAGGAAUUAGAAAACAUUAUUCAAAUUGUUUCUAUGGAUCCGAUUGAAUACCUUCCUACUAAUCUUAUUACUCAAGCUAAACAAUUAAAUAUUGAAAUUCAUGAUAUUUUCCAACUUGAACAAUUAGGUUCAUCCAAACGUAUUCAGGAAUUACCUCCUAAUAAAGAUACGUUAUACACUAUUUCAUUCACAUCCGGUACUACUGGAUCCAAACCUAAGGGGGCCAUGUUAUCUCAAACUAAUGCUGUAACAGGAUUAUCAUUAUUAGCUAGUACUGAACCUCAUGCUAGAGGAGAUGGAUCGAAAGCGUUUAUUUUCUUACCUUUGACGCAUAUUUAUGAACGAGAAACAAGUGGAUUUGCUCUUUCUACCGGAUAUUAUCUUGGAUUUCCUCAAUUAACCAUCUAUAAGAAACAGAUUGAUGUGUUUAAUAAUUUACUUGAAGAUUUACGAGUUUUCCAACCUCAUUAUUUUUCAAUUGUUCCUCGUAUCUUAACCAAAUUCGAAGCAUUGAUAAAGACUUUAAUUAAAGAUAUGAAUGAUGAUGAACAAAGUAAAGUGGGGGAAAUUAUUGAUUGGAAAUUAUCUCAACAAGCCAAAUCAGAUGGGUCAACUGGGUUUAAUUCCAAAUUUGAUCAUUAUGCCCCAUAUCGAUCCAUUAAGGAAUUCUUAGGAUUACAAAAUGUUAAAUGGUUACAAACUGCAUCAGCUCCAGUAGCUCCCUCGACGUUAAUUUAUUUAAAGGCAAGUUUAAGUAUUGGAAUGAGACAAUUAUAUGGAUUAACUGAAACAUUUGGUGCUAUUACCAAUUCAAAUGCUUAUGAAUGUAACCCUGGUUCAUGUGGUGGUAUUUCUCCUACGGGUGAAUUCAAAUUACGUAAUGUUCUGGAUAUGGGAUAUAAUAUUAAUGAAUUAAAAGGGGAAUUAUUAAUUAGAGGUCCCCAAGUAUUUCAAGGAUAUUAUCAUAAUUUAGAAGAAACGAAGAAUGUAUUUGAUGAUGAAGAAUGGUUUCAUACAGGUGAUAUUGCUCGUAUUGAUCCUCAAACCGGUAGAGUCUAUAUUAUUGAUCGAGUAAAGAAUUUCUUUAAAUUACAACAGGGAGAAUAUAUCUCACCUGAAAAGAUUGAAAAUAGGUAUUUAUCGCUGAAUCCAUUGAUUGCCCAAUUAUAUGUCCAUGGAGAUUCAUUAAAGAAUUAUGUAGUGGGGAUUGUGGGGGUUGAAUUUGAUAAAGGAUUGAAAUUCCUUAAUGAUCAAUGUGGAUAUAAUAAAUUAGACAUUACUCAUGAUGAAUUAUUAUUUGAAUUGAAUAAAGUUGAUAUUAAGAAGAAGUUCCUCAGACAUAUUAAUGAAUCAGUUAAGGAUAAAUUGAAUGGAUAUGAAAAAUUACAUAAUAUUCAUAUUGAAAUUAAUCCAUUAACGGUAGAGAGAGAAGUAGUUACACCUACCUUUAAGAUUAGACGUGGUGUAGCAUCAAAGUUCUUCUCCACUGUAUUCCAUCGAUUAUAUGAAUUAGAGCAGUCAUUAUUGGAUGAUAUGAAGUAUUUAAAAUCGAAAUUAUAA